GUUUGAUUAUUUAGUUCAUAGUUAAUUAACAUUAUUAUUUAUGAGAAAAACUCAAAUUUCCCAUCUAAACUCCCAAACCCUCGUCUCCUCCAUUUCCGUCUUCACAAGUCUUUCUUGAGAUUUUCCAGUGCCGGUGAUCAUAAAACACCCCACAGGGCUUUUGUUUCGAGUUUCUAGCUUCAUUAUUUUAUAUGCGGAUCGAGUGAGUCGAAGGUUUACUUUUUAUUUUCGUACAGUACUCAGUAGUACAUCAGAGGCAAGAAUGGCAUACAGACGGAGUGUAACCUCCAGAGCUAAGCUUUUUUAUCCGCACCAACCUAUUACACCUUCGUUUUCGCACAUACAACGCGAUGAUGAUCGGAAAACUGUCAAACCUCACUCCCCUGAUACUAAAGUGUUCAGUUACAUUCAGUACAGAUGCAUUGGUAACGGUGUUGGUGGUUCGAAACUCUCAUUUCUGGCCCCUAAAUUUUCUGCUCAGCAGCUGAGACCUGCCAUGAGCUUGGGGGGUUCUGUAGUAAGGAAUAUGUCUACUAAUAUUGGAGAGGGAGUGGAUAAGAUGGAGUAUGUGACUGAUAUUGCAGGUGUGCUGACUGAUAGUGCUGGUGAGGCAGUGGCUUCUCAAGCUCCAGUGGUGAAUGAGGUGGCAAUGGCUGCUGCAGACUCCUUUUUGCCAGUUGCUGUGUUGCAGCACUUGAUUGAUUAUGUCCAUUGCUAUACUGGCUUCAAUUGGUGGGCAUCAAUUGUUGCAACAAGUGUUAUGAUUAGAUUGGUAACUUUGCCAUUGAAUAUACACCAGAUUAAAGCCACUUCAAGAUUAACACUUUUGAGGCCAAAAUUGGAUGAGAUACGAGAAGACAUGCAGAACAGGGGAAUGAGUCCUUCAGCAGUGAGUGAGGGUAAAGAACGAAUGAGUGCCCUAUUCAAGGAGUAUAAUGUUUCGCCCUUUACUGCCUUGAAGGGGAUUUUUAUUCAAGGCCCUGUAUUUGUCUGUUUUUUCCUUGCUAUUUCUAAUAUGGCAGAAAAAGUCCCUUCUUUUAAAGUGGGCGGUGCAUUCUGGUUCACUGACUUGACUACGCCUGACAUAACAUAUAUCCUUCCAAUUUUAACAGCAUUGACAUUCUUGAUAACAGUGGAGUGCAAUGCACAGGAGGGAUUGGAAGGAAAUCCUGCUGGUCCAAUGAUUAAGAAUGCUUCAAGAUUCUUUGCUGCUCUGACUGUCCCAAUGACAGCAACUUUCCCUAAGGCUAUAUUCAUGUACUGGAUUACCUCCAAUCUUUUCUCCCUAACAUAUGGAUUGGCACUCAAAAAGCCUGAAGUGAAGAAGCUAUUUGGUGUACCUAUAAUCCCGGUUGCACCACCUACAGCUGGUCAAAAACCCGGAUUCUCUUUUUCUGAAGCAAUAAGUAAGUAUGCUGCAUCACAAAAUCAGGCACAAUCAUUAUCUAAUGAUGCAUCCCGACCUUCAAACCAAAGAAUAUCAUCAUCCUCCGUUCUCAGUCAAAGGAUCAGAAGCUUAGAGAAACAAGUAAAAGAGAGGAAGAAAGGCAAGAAAAAGUGAUGGGCAUUAUAUUCCAAACUUGCAGAAAUCUAUAAUCACAUAAUUGCUAUCUCCUAUAGUGUAUUUACAUAUAAUAUUCAUCUAUUGAAUGAAAUGUGUAAUAAUUUAUUAAUCAUCAGGAGGAAUUUAAACAAGAUUUUGACAAUUUUACGAUUCUUUUCCCUGGGGAGGAUUUGUAUACUUAUAGAUACAAUUGGAGUCAGAGUGAUACCGAUAGUCCUUGUUGAGUUAUUGAGCAUGAUUCUUGAUGGUGCCAAAUGAUAUUAUUCAGCAUUAUAAGAAUCUAAGGGGGCCUUACAGGUUGAAGCUUUGUCUGGAAUAAUUGCUUGUUGGUUUAUCAUUUCAAUAAAUUUCUCGCUGAUAUGUUUAAAUGUUUGUUUAGCUUCGAAUUGCAAUAGUUAAGAC
Cuscuta epithymum is the source of this 1966-nucleotide messenger RNA. NCBI's taxonomy places the organism in Eukaryota, Viridiplantae, Streptophyta, Magnoliopsida, Solanales, Convolvulaceae. The record is from the annotation of a GenBank genome assembly.